GGAAGUAGAAUUCGGAUCAUUCACUGAGGUAAAAGUCACAAGACAGUAAAGUAAUAUUUCAUUACAAGUAAAAGCACUACGACAGUGAAGUAGAAACACUCAAUAAUUAAAUUAAACAAACUCCGACAGUAAACCCUAAAAUAAACAACAAUAUCUAGGACUGAAAAGCAGCACUGAACGGCCCGAGCACAUGCAUUUUGAAGCGUUGCAUGAGCUUUGCGCACUGCGGAGAGGAUGAACGCUUCACUUCCUGCGUCCGUCAAGCGAUGUUGACCUUCAUCAAAAACAUAGAACAGACUGCACACAUUGUCUGGUGGUCUCCAGAUGGAGAUAAAUAUGUGGUGGUGGUAGAUGACGAGGUGAACAUCUACGACCUGGAGACGGCGUCGGUGAGGGGAACAAUCACGAACCCCAAAAGAAUCUCGUCGUGUUUAAAUAACUCACUCGAGAGCUUUCAAAGACCAAGAGAGUUCGAAUUGCGACGGAAGUAGUCGUUCUGGAAGACGAGAGCAAACCCAGAAAGAAGAAGAAAAAGGCCGUUGGAAAAUUAAAUGAGCAGCAAUAAAGAAAACAUCUUUCAAAGAUCUACAUGCACUCUUUUAUAUGUUUGAGAUGUUUUUUUUGUUGAACAUGCUGGUACCUGUAAUGGACACUGGGGGGUGCUACACACCAUUUUUCACAGUUUUCAAGAUCUGACUGUUCUUGAGAUCCAUUAUUUUUGCUGUCAAUACUGAAAAGAAAAAUUCUAUUUGUUAGAUAUCAUUAGAUUCCAGUUAUCCAGCCGUUGUCCUGACUAGUCUCACUAAGAGUUAUUACUUCUAUCAGAAGACUCACCAACCUACAUAUAACGUUUACUUGAGUGUCCCCAAGCAGUGGCGAUUUUAGCCUGAAAUUUCUGGUGGGCCAAUUUU
Messenger RNA from Limanda limanda (common dab), 911 nucleotides. Its product is annotated as p21-activated protein kinase-interacting protein 1-like. The transcript has 3 exons. The record is from RefSeq and is a predicted model, not a curated record. Lineage: Eukaryota; Metazoa; Chordata; Actinopteri; Pleuronectiformes; Pleuronectidae. The coding region runs from base 210 to 491 and encodes 93 amino acids.